Salvelinus namaycush (lake trout) is the source of this 801-nucleotide messenger RNA. Its product is annotated as homeobox protein Hox-C5-like. The record is from RefSeq and is a predicted model, not a curated record. The transcript has 2 exons. Gene Ontology annotation, cellular component: nucleus. Gene Ontology annotation, molecular function: RNA polymerase II cis-regulatory region sequence-specific DNA binding; DNA-binding transcription factor activity, RNA polymerase II-specific. NCBI's taxonomy places the organism in Eukaryota, Metazoa, Chordata, Actinopteri, Salmoniformes, Salmonidae. The coding region runs from base 1 to 723 and encodes 240 amino acids. Gene Ontology annotation, biological process: regulation of transcription by RNA polymerase II; anterior/posterior pattern specification.
AUGAGCUCUUACGUAGCCAACUCGUUGUUUAAGCAAACUCACGAUGCGUCAGCUUUCGCUUUGCACAACCAUGGCUACGGAUCUAACCCCGAACUCAACGUGUCCGGCUACAGUGGUUAUGGAGGGCAUGAUCACCGCGGGUCAUUUCCGUCCCCACGGUCCUCGAGUUCCAUUGGCAUGGGAGAGAUGAACGCUGUGCUGCGUGGCAAUCCUGGUGACCUUACACCACGGACAGAGUCUUCCACAGGAGACGCUACCCAGAGACACCUCAUGAACGAGCAGACAAGCGGCCAGGGAUCUCUAAAUCUGGGACUGUAUCGUCGAAAACCAGUGACGGACUCAGAUUUGAGCGAAAUGCCCAUCCGCAAGACACAAACAGGAGAGAUCAAAGUCGGAACUUUGCAACCCGUCCAGCCAGUAACACUAGCAAACCAUUCGACUCAGCCACAAACCAGCGAGCAGCAACCACAAAUAUAUCCCUGGAUGACUAAACUACACAUGGGUCACGAGGCUGACGGCAAAAGGUCAAGGACGAGUUACACACGCUACCAAACUCUGGAGUUGGAGAAAGAGUUCCAUUUCAACCGGUAUCUGACGCGUCGUAGGCGCAUCGAGAUCGCGCAUACGCUCUGUCUGAAUGAGAGGCAAAUCAAAAUCUGGUUCCAGAACCGACGAAUGAAGUGGAAGAAGGACUCAAAGCUUAAAAUGAAAGAGUCCAUCUAAAACAGGGGGGCAUUUUCAAACGAUAUCAACGUUUCUGUUUGAGAUGACAUUCAAAGACUCAUCACCACCUGUUUCCAA